UGCCCCAUAGCAAACGAAAAAAAAUUGAAACCGAUAAUGAAGAACUGAGAAUGCUUUGGAAUGCUUUGAAAAAGGGGAAAGUUAAUGAGAUUGAGAGUGGCCAGUUCCUUCUAUUUUUUGAUGAUGUUUCCUAUCUUACAGGCGAUAAUGAGCAAGGUUCCAAAAUAUCCACUCUGUUCAUCCGUGAAUGUUAUCUCCAUCUGUUUAAGAUUAUCUUUGAAAAUAUUAAUGUCCGUCGUUGGCGUAUUACUGGAAAUCCAGGGAUUGGGAAAAUCUUCUUCAGUUAUUACCUGCUUUGUCAACUUGCACAACAAAAUAAAAUGGUUGUAUAUCACAGAUAUAAUAAGCCCCCGAUUCUCUUUAGCGAGGAAAACAUUUUUAGCAGUUCCAAAGACAAUAUUCAUGAAUUCAGAGGUUACCUGAAAAAUAGAGAUGUUUGGUAUAUAGUUGAUGGCAGGGAGCCAAUGGAAUAUGUCGCCAAGACAAUUCUAAUCUGUUCGCCUCAAAAGUGUUACUAUAGUACGUUUGAUAAGCUUGGGACAACUAUUCGAUACAUGCCAGUGUGGUCUUGGGAAGAGACUGAUACGUGCAGGAAACAAGAACUCCUUCAGAAGGCAAUUAACUCAGUUAAUGAUAAGAUAUUAAAUUUUGUUGGCGAAACCACAGAGGACAAUAGCACCAGUCACAAAAUUGUUCAUAUCCGUACGAACGUGCCACAAGUAGGCGAGAAAGGAAAGGGAGUAGAGGAAGUAGAGGAAAUAAGUGAAGUAGAAGAGAAUACUGGGAAAUCUUCCUCUCCUGCAGUAACUAAGCCAGACAAAGAUAAUGAAGAGGUACCCUUCUAUACAUUGUCAAAUUUAGAUUUUGCAUCCGAUUAUGUUUAUGAAAAGGUAAUGGAUGUACUCCUAACGAAUUACAAAGAACAGUUGCAGACUUUUGUGCAAGCUAGCAAAUCAAUAAGUGAUUAUGGCACACUUCGGGGUACUAUAUUUGAGCGGAUCACCCAUGGAAAGUUAUUAAAUGGAGGGACAUUCAAGGUUCGUCCUUUAUUUGGAAAGACUACCUCUUGCUUCGGGAUAAGUAAUAGUAAUCGCAAACUAACAAUACCUCCUCGGAAAAAAUUGUUGUUCAGCAAACCUGAUGAGGUUAUACAAAACCGAUACUGUCUGUAUACCAACUCAAAAAAAUAA
Molecule: messenger RNA, 1190 nt
Organism: Ambispora gerdemannii
Lineage: Eukaryota; Fungi; Glomeromycota; Glomeromycetes; Archaeosporales; Ambisporaceae
Source: the annotation of a GenBank genome assembly